Molecule: messenger RNA, 2206 nt
Organism: Neolamprologus brichardi
Lineage: Eukaryota; Metazoa; Chordata; Actinopteri; Cichliformes; Cichlidae
Product: tetratricopeptide repeat protein 39B-like
Molecular function (GO): protein binding
Source: RefSeq, a predicted model, not a curated record
UGUCAAGACUUGUUGACUUGUUGCUACAGGGAAAAAUAUCAGACCUUUUAUUUUUCAGUGACUUGGUUUAACUGCUUUUUAUUUAACUCAAGCAUCAAAUGGAGGGUGAAGACAAUUCACUACAACAGGUGGGUUUGAAGCAGCCCAAUGAGGAUGCAAUAUUGCCUGAAGAACUGCCUAAAAUGGGUUUGGAGACAGCAUUGAAAGAAUGCUUCACUGCCCUCAAUCUCUUCCUGAACAACAGGUUUGCCGAUGCACUGGCUCUUUUAAAACCCUGGAAGAGUGAAAGUAUGUAUCAUGCGGUGGGCUACAGUAGCAUUCUGGUGAUGCAGGCCGCCAUGACUUUUGAUGCAAAGGACAUUGAUGCUGCCAUGACAUCACUGAGAGAAGCCUUGCAGGUCUGCCAGAGAUUUCGGAAGAAAACGGGACUAAUGGAAAGCUUGGCUAACCUUUGGUACAGACAACCAGCUGACAAUUUGACAGAAGAAGAGAUGCAUGCAGAGCUGUGCUAUGCUGAAGUCCUGCUGCAGAAAGCUGCCCUCACGUUCUUGGAUGAAAGCAUAAUAGGCUUCAUCAAAGGAGGGAUGAAAAUUCGACACAGUUAUCAGCUUUACAAGGAUUGCCUGGCCAUGGAAAAAGUCACAAAGGAUGAGGAAAAACAGAGAAGCACACACAUUCAUUUUAGGGGUGGGGUCAGCAUGGGAAUUGGAUCAUUCAAUCUGAUGCUGUCUUUGCUUCCGUCCAGAGUCCUUAGACUGAUGGAGUUUUUGGGCUUCUCUGGAGACAGGGAAGUGGGUUUGUCAGAGUUGAGAGAGGGAGCAACUACCAACAACCUGCGCUCCAUCCUCAGCACCCUCACUCUGCUGAUGUUUCAGCUCUACAUCACAGUGAUACUUGGGACUGCUGAUGUAAACCUAAGUGAAUGUGAGGCUCUGCUGAAACCCUACUGUGAAAAGUUUCCUAAUGGGGCUUUAAUGCAUUUCUUCAGAGCAAGGAUUGCUGUGCUCAAAGGAAACUUCACAUUUGCCCAAGAGAAGUUCUUGGCAUGUAUUGCAUCGCAGGAAGAGUGGCAUCAGAUUCACCACCUGUGCUACUGGGAGCUGAUGUGGGUCUACUCCUUUGAACAAAACUGGUUUGAGGCCUAUCGAUACGCCAACCUGCUCAGCAAGGAGAACAAGUGGUCCCAGGCCAUCUAUGUAUUUCAGAAAGCUGCCAUCUUGAGCAUGAUGCCAGAGGAAGAAGUGAACAAGCUCAAUGAAAAUGUGGUGGAAUUAUUCAGGCAGGUGGAGGGCCUCAGGCUGAAAUUUGCUGGGAAGUCGAUUCCAACGGAGAAGUUUGCAGCGAAGAAGGCCCAGAGAUACUCCUCCUCCACCCCCGUGAAACUUGUCGUUCCUGCUUUGGAAAUGAUGUAUGUGUGGAAUGGCUUCACAAUAGUAGGCAAAAGACCCGAGCUGACUGAAGGAAUCCUGUCAACUUUAGAGAAAGCAGAAGAGCAGCUCAGAAAUGAUCCAAACCCAUCAGAGUACCACACGGGCGAUGAGUGCCUUGUCCAGCUGCUGAAGGGUCUGUGCUUAAGAAGUCUGGGACGGCUGGUCCAGGCUGAGAUCUGCUUCAAUCAUGUCAUCUCCAGUGAUGGUGGCAUCAAUCAUGAUAGCUAUCUGGUGCCCUUUACCAUGUAUGAGCUUGGCCUAUUGCACAAGCAGAAAGGUGAAAUCAACAAGGCCAUUGCUGUAAUGGAAAAUGUCAUGACGAACUACAAGGACUACAACAUGGAGUCAAGGCUGCAUUUCCGCAUCCAUGCAGCACUCAACACCAUGGGCUCCUUUGCAGCUAAACUUCCACCAUCACGCACGGCAGCUUAAGAGAUCCCAUUACAUGAAACUUGACAGAAAAAGGGCUUUAAACCUGACAUUGUUUACUGUGUUUCAUCAUUGUCUGUUGCCUUCAACUCUGAAGGUCCUUGGUCUUCUGCUCCAGGGAAGUUCUAGACUGGCCAUCUUGCCGUAGACUGUAUGCUACCAAUUAAAUGCCUCAAACUGCAGGCAAAGUACACAAGCAACCAAGACUUGAAAAUUAACGGUUAUCUAACCUGUGUCUAAAUUUCCUGUCCCCUUGGGUGUUUUUUCCAAAGCAUGCUGUGGUUUACUUUGCAAAUAAAUUAAGGGUUCACUCCCUGCCUGUGCUUCACUUCACCUGGUCGUAAUGC